Calliphora vicina (urban bluebottle blowfly) is the source of this 1441-nucleotide messenger RNA. RefSeq names its product zinc finger protein 182-like. Gene Ontology annotation, cellular component: nucleus. The record is from RefSeq and is a predicted model, not a curated record. Gene Ontology annotation, molecular function: zinc ion binding. The transcript has 6 exons. Lineage: Eukaryota; Metazoa; Arthropoda; Insecta; Diptera; Calliphoridae. The coding region runs from base 35 to 1441 and encodes 468 amino acids.
UUAAAGUUUGAUUUAGGAAUUUAAGUUUGAUAUAAUGGAAACAUUACCAUUGUCUGAAUAUCAAAAAAUAUGUAGAAUUUGUUUAAAAAAUGAUAUACUAGUCUCCGUUUACAGUCCGACAUUUUUAAUACGGCCAAUAGAGAUGUUGGAAAAAUUGCAAAUUCUAAAGUUGCCUUUAGACGACACUUUACCCGCCUUGCUAUGUCAAUCUUGUUUAUAUCGACUGUUGGAUGCCUAUAACUUGCAGCAAUUGGCAGAAGCUUCAGAGAGGCGCUUAAGGGAGUAUUUUGGCCUACCAACAUCAUCUACUAGUACAAGCAACCUAAAUUGCAACGAUGUGCAGCCGAAUCCAGACUUGAUAAAACCGGAUACAGAUUGUUCCUCCGUUUCCAUAUAUGCCAACAUCUGUGACAUGUUUGAUCGUCAUGAUGUGACAAAUGAUAUGGUUGAAGUAGUUGGAACUGAAGAUGUGGAGCUUUUAAAUGAUGUCGAAAUUGAUGUCAGCAGUCUGACAAGAUCUGAAGCCGGAGACACCUCAUUGAGCGAUGUGUUUAUGACCAAGACCAAAUUAUCAUUUGGUUCCCAAUUGUUGGCCAAAAAUUUAGAGUCCUUAAAAUUACAACAGCAUCAAGAUUUUCCAAUUGCGCCAUUUAGUCAUGUUAAAGCAGACAAAAAACUUAUAAAUGUUAAAAAAUCACGAAAAAAGUCUAAAAAUCUUUUGAAUAAAUCUUUAAAAACUUCUGACAAGUGUAUGGAAUGUGGCAAGGUUUUCCAUUACAAAGGUUAUUUGGAGAUACAUAAACGUGUUCAUACUGGAGAAAGGCCGUUUAAAUGUCUGAUAUGUUCUCGCGAUUUUAUUACAUCCAAUAAACUUUUAUUACAUCAACGUACACAUAACCGCAGCAACGACAACAGUAACAACUAUAUUAACAACUCAUUAACAAUAUCAUCGACGUCAUCGUCGACAGCCUUAUCAUUAAAUGCCAGUAAACGUUUUCAGUGUGAAAUUUGUUCGGCAUUUUUUACAACAUCAAGCAAUUUAAAAUCACACAAAUUCACACAUACCGAUCAAAGGGAAUAUCAAUGUAAACAUUGUCUAAUGGCAUUCAAAUCUCCAAGAGAUUUAAAACGUCACGAGCCGUCACAUAAAACAAUUAAAGAUAUUCAGUGUACGAGCUGUGAGAAAUCAUUUACGAAACGUGCAUCACUUAAUGCUCAUAUGAUUACAGUACAUCGUCGAAUACGUAAACAUAAAUGUACAGAUUGUGAUAAGAUUUUUGGCAAAAGAUCAAAUCUAAUUGAUCACAUGAGAAUUCACAGUGGAGAGAAACCAUUUGAAUGUCCAUCUUGUUCAUGGAAAUUUGCACAAUCUUCAGCGUUAAAGAGACAUAUGAAAAAGCAUGCGAAAAGCUCUCUAACUGGUCAAGAAGAAAAUUCUUGA